CAGACUGGUUUCACUUUUGAUGAAAGUGAAAGCCAAACAGUUGUUGUUGCUGAGAGGUGAAAUGGCGCAAAAAGCAGUUCAGCUGGACCACGAAACCUUCUGUUGUUCGAUCUGUCUGGAUCUACUGAAGGAUCCGGUGACGACUUCCUGUGGACACAACUACUGCAUGAACUGUAUUAAAACCCACUGGGAUGAAGAGGAUGAGAGGAGAAUCCACAGCUGCCCUGAGUGUAGGAAGACCUUCACACCGAGGCCUGUCCUGAUGAAAAACACCAUGUUAGCAGAUUUAGUGGAGCAGCUGAAGAAGACUGGACUCCAAGCUGCUCCUGCUGAUUCCUGCUAUGCUGGACCUGAAGAUGUGGCCUGUGAUGUCUGCACUGGGAAAAAACUGAAAGCCCUCAAGUCCUGUCUGGUCUGUCUGGUCUCUUACUGUGAGAAACACCUCCAGUCUCACUAUGAUGUGGCUCAGCUAACGAAACACAAGCUGGUGGAGCCCACUGAGAAGCUCCAGGAGAACAUGUGCUCUCGUCAUAAUGAGGUGAUGAAGAUGUUCUGCCGUACUGAUCAGCAGUGUAUCUGUUAUCUCUGCGCUGUGGAUGAACAUAAAGGCCACGACACAGUGUCAGCUGCAGCAGAAAGGACUGAGAGGCAGAGAGAAGUCGAGGUGAGUCUACAAAACAUCCAGCAGAGAAUCCAGGACAGACAGAAAGACCUGAAGGUGCUUCAACAGGAGGUGGAGGCCAUCAGUCGCUCUGCUGAUAAAGCAGUGGAGGACAGUGAGAAGAUCUUCACUCAGCUGAUCCGUCUCAUGGAGAAAAGAAGCUCUGAUGUGAAGCAGCAGCUCAGAUCCCAGCAGCAAACUGAAGUGAGUCGAGUCUUGGAGCUUCAGGAGAAGCUGGAGCAGGAGAUCACUGAGCUGAAGAGGAAAGACGCUGAGCUGAAGAAGCUCUCACACACAGAGGAUCACACCCAGUUUCUACACAACUACCCCUCACUGUCAGCACUCAGUGAGUCCACACACUCAUCCAGCAUCAACAUCCGUCCUCUGAGAUACUUUGAGGAUGUGACGGCUGCUGUGUCAGAGCUCAGAGACAAACUACAGGACGUCCUGAGGGACACAUGGACAAACGUCUCAGAGGCUGAAGUGGAUGUUUUACUGCCACAACCAGAGCCCAAGACCAGAGCUGACUUCUUAAAAUAUUCAUGUGAAAUCACACUGGAUCCAAACACAGCAAACACACAGCUGUUAUUAUCUGAGGGGAACAGAAAAGCAACAGUAAUGAAGCAACAUCAGUCUUAUCCUGAUCACCCAGACAGAUUCACUGAUUUGUGGCAGAUCCUGAGCAGAGAGAGUCUGACUGGACGUUGUUACUGGGAGGUGGAGCGGAGAGGAGAUGGAGUUCGUGUAGCAGUCACAUACAAGAAUAUCAGCAGAUCAGGGGGGUUGAAUGAAUGUGGAUUUGGGUUCAAUAACAUAUCUUGGGCAUUAGAUUGUUACAAAAACAGGUAUAAUUUUUGGCACAACAAGGUCCAAACUGCUGUCUCAGGUCCUCCGUCCUCCAGAGUAGGAGUGUACCUGGAUCACAGUGCAGGUAUUCUGUCCUUCUACAGCAUCUCUGAAACCAUGACUCUCCUCCACAGAGUCCAGACCACAUUCACUCAGCCUCUCUAUGCUGGACUUAGACUUUAUGGUUAUGGAUCCACUGCUGAGUUCUGUAAGCUGAAAUAGACAAAAGUCAUUUUAUGGGCUGUGGGUUAUGUUCUGUGUUAUGAUUUUAAUAUUCAGAUCUAUAAAAUAUUCAGAAUAAUAGUAAAAUAUAAAAUUAACCAAUUAUUCAGAUAUUACAUUGUAAUCUUCUGUUCUCUCUCCCUGUUUUUAAUUUGGAUGUUUUAUUUCUCGCUCUUUUCUAAACUAAACUUUCCAAUCUUUCUAAACUGUGCUGCAAACAUGAUUGAUUUAGAUGUGAUUUUUUCAUUUGUAAAAUCUUCUUACUAUUUUUCUGACCCUCUUCAAUCGAUUUUAAUGUGGAUCAAUGCAGGUGAUGUUGCUCUUGGCCAUGUGGUCAAGUUAUUUUACUUUUUUAUUUCACGUUUUGUUUCAACUCCUCCUUAAAGUUUUUAGUUUUCCUUGAAGAAGUGAAAUGCUGCUGAAAUCCUUCAGUUUAAUAAACCUCAAAGUGUUUUAAUUAUAUAUUUUAUUUUGAAUUCCUCCACUUACUACAUUUUAAGUUUGUACAUUGUACGUUUAUCUGCUGAAAUUAUUUUGUACAUGAAUUCUUCUAUGUUAUUCUUUGGUCAAUUAUAAAAAGGGAAUUAAUUAAGGAUGGGAAGCUUGCAGAAUGUAAUUUAAGUAUUGCACCUGAUUGUAGUUUAUCUAUUUUGGGUUUUAAUUUCAGCCACGUAUGAAACUGGUCUGAAAAAAUAAAAAUAUGGAAACCUACAAAGUGAAAAAGCUGCUCAGGUUCCACAGAACUGCUCAGAAGAAGCCAAACCACGACACACAGCAGCUCCUCAGCGGUGCCUAAAUCUUUACUACUAUUUUACAAUAUUUAAUUUUUACUUACCUAUUUUUUGGUAGCAGGGACAUAAAGGACAUAAAGAAUUUCACUGCACAUUGUACCGUGUAUGAUUGUGUGUGUGACAAAUAAAUCUAUUUUCUAUCUUGUAUCUUGACAUGUACGCUUGAUUCCAGUCCUGAUGGAGGAAGAGACCCAAACAAUAACAAAAAGAGAUUAAAUCAAAAGAAACGCUAGAAAAGAAGCCCUCUUGAAUGCAGCCUCCAUUCCACAUCUGUUAAAGGUGUCGUUAGACAAAAUCAUGUGUCCAAAGCCCAACGUGACGGAGUCAUCGAUUGUCCUCAGCUGUUAGCGUAGCAUGGAAAGAGUGUUAACGAGUCAAACCACAGUGAGCUGAUAGAGUCGAGUCCUGUUCCAGUCACUUGUGUGCAUUCGUUAGUUUAUCUUUG
Scatophagus argus is the source of this 2965-nucleotide messenger RNA. Its product is annotated as tripartite motif-containing protein 16-like. The record is from RefSeq and is a predicted model, not a curated record. NCBI's taxonomy places the organism in Eukaryota, Metazoa, Chordata, Actinopteri, Scatophagidae. Gene Ontology annotation, molecular function: protein binding; zinc ion binding. The transcript has a single exon. The coding region runs from base 20 to 1729 and encodes 569 amino acids.